This is a messenger RNA of Cryptococcus amylolentus CBS 6039, 1304 nucleotides long. RefSeq lists its product as hypothetical. The transcript has 4 exons. Lineage: Eukaryota; Fungi; Basidiomycota; Tremellomycetes; Tremellales; Cryptococcaceae. Gene Ontology annotation, cellular component: cytoplasm. Gene Ontology annotation, biological process: inositol catabolic process. Bases 121 to 1110 code for a protein of 329 amino acids. Gene Ontology annotation, molecular function: inositol oxygenase activity; iron ion binding. The record is from RefSeq and is a predicted model, not a curated record.
CUCGGCAUCCCAUCCUAUAUAGACCCCUCCUCCCGAACCAUCCCUCAUCCCCAGUCACCCACCGCCACUCUUCCAUCCACCCCACCCUACUACCAACAAACAGAAAACAAGCCAACCACAAUGCACGCCCCCGAACUCACCGACUACAUCAAAGACCAAGCCGCCAAGCUCGACGAAGUCUCUGACGAGAUCGACGAAGUCAACGUGCUCAAGCUCAAGUCCCAGGCCAAGGACAAGGCGACCUACGACAAGGCUGCUGCUGCUGCCGAGAAGGCGGAGGCUGCGCGGCUCGAGGCGCUCUACGACGGGGAGAGCAAGUUUGAUGCGGAGAAGGACAAGACAGCGUUUAGGCAGUAUGAGGAUGCUUGUGAUAGGGUCAAGAACUUUUACGCUGAGCAACACUUGAAGCAGACGUACGAGUACAACGUCAAGAUGCGCGAAGAGUUCCGCAACACCACCCGCGCCCGCAUGUCCGUCUGGGAAGCCAUGGAGCUCCUCGACAACCUCGUCGACGAGUCCGACCCCGACACCUCCGUCGGCCAGAUCGAGCACCUCCUCCAAACCGCCGAGGCUAUCCGUCGGGACGGCAAGCCAGAGUGGAUGCAGGUCGUGGGCUUGAUCCAUGAUUUGGGCAAGCUGCUUUGCUUCUUUGGGGCGGAUGGGCAGUGGGAUGUGGUGGGGGAUACGUUUGUGGUGGGGUGUCAGUUUAGCGACAAGAUUAUCUACCCCGAGACGUUCAAGGUCAACCCCGACUACAACAAUCCCAAGCUCAACACAAAGUAUGGGGUUUAUGAGCCGAACUGUGGGUUGGAGAAUGUGUUGCUGUCGUGGGGGCAUGAUGAGUACAUGUACGAUAUCUGCAAGAACCAGUCUACCCUCCCGAAAGAAGGCCUCGCCAUGAUCCGAUACCACUCCUUCUACCCCUGGCACCGCGAAGGCGCCUAUGAACACCUCAUGGCCGAAGACGACUAUGAACAGCUCAAGGCCGUCCGAGCUUUCAACCCGUACGACCUCUACUCCAAAUCGGACGACCCUCCCAAGAAGGAAGAGCUCGGUCCAUACUACCGUUCUUUGAUCGACAAGUUCUUCCCUGCAGAGGUUCAGUGGUAGUUCUGGCCGAAGCGUCCGGCUGGGGUUUCUUUUAGUGUAUAUCUUUUCGGUUUUUGUAAUUUCCAAAAUGUCCUUUUUUCUAAAGAGGUCUGUUUCCCUGCCAAGGGGUGGGCUGUACGUCAUGAUAGUGAGAAGGUAGAAAGCAUAAUAUGAAUAGAAGUUCUUGCUCAACAAUUGAUGUAUCGAGCCUCUCG